AUGCGCACCAACAAUAAUGUUGAAGGCUGGAAAAUGGGCUCAACCGCCAAGCCUCUGGACGGGGACAGCUGCCAACGUAUUUGCUGAUAAAGUUUCUACACAAAGAAGCUACACUUACUGCCCUCCAGAUCCAUCUUGUUUCCGAGAGGAAAUUGAGAAGAAUACAGCGACCCAAGUACCACAACCUGCUGGCGAAGCUGUGCGAACUUUGGGACCAGUAUGAAGCGAAAGAAUGA
This is a messenger RNA of Porites lobata, 236 nucleotides long. The record is from the annotation of a GenBank genome assembly. Lineage: Eukaryota; Metazoa; Cnidaria; Anthozoa; Scleractinia; Poritidae.